This is a messenger RNA of Oldenlandia corymbosa var. corymbosa, 1615 nucleotides long. NCBI's taxonomy places the organism in Eukaryota, Viridiplantae, Streptophyta, Magnoliopsida, Gentianales, Rubiaceae. The record is from the annotation of a GenBank genome assembly.
GAUAAGCACUACUUUCAUCCCGAAAGAUGAAAUGAUUAAGCCGAAGUCCUGCAGGAAUGGAAAUGGAUCGCACCAAUAUCAGGGAAGCAAUAAUUGGGUGCUUUUUUUCUCAGACUGUUGAAGUUGAGAAUGACCUUUCUUCGAGUCGUUCUCGCCGGAGACUCUCAGGUCUCUCUAAAAACCGCAUCUUUUUUUUUUGCUAUCAACUUCUCUACAAAUUUAUUGUUCCAAAGAUUAAAAGCAUAUUCUUCCAUAAUGCUGGCUUUUAAAUUGUCCUUUUUGAUUCCCAAUAUAUUAGAUUGUUCAGAAAGCGGUUGUGCUGUGUUGAAAUCGCUUAGCAGAGAAGUAUCUGGAGUUGGAAUCAAAUUGCGAAAGUAUAGGAAGAAAAUUCUCAAGAACCUUUUAGUGUCAAGAUUCCGCAAACACUUCAACAUUUUGCGGAAGGGGAUAAAAGGGAAACUACCAAUUCAAGAACAGAACCGAAAGAUUUCAACACUAUCUUGUGCUGACAUGAUGAGCACCAUGAAAAAAUGGAGGAAAUUUUACAAGGUUCCUGGAUUCAAAAGGGGUUGGAAGUUUCAGACAGAAUCCCAGAAGGUCCAGCUGGAAAACCUUAAACCUCCUCGUCUCUGUGAAGUAGUAGCUUUCCACAUGAAUGUGGAAGAAAAGAAGGGCAAAAUGAAGACGCUUUCUGGAGCAUUUGGUGGUGACUACAAGCUACAUAUCAGUGAAGGAAAGUCUUCCCUCUUAGUCUCUGCUUCCAGUUCCAGCAGGGAUAUUGAAGUUGAAUUGACUUGUUCAAUCUGCUUGGAUACAUUAUUUGAUCCGGUUGCUCUGAAAUGCGGUCACAUCUUCUGCUACAUGUGUGCCUGUUCAGCUGGAUCAGUACUCGCCAUUCAUGGAAUGAAGGCCGCAAACUCCACAUCAAAGUGCCCCUUAUGCAGAAAAGUACGCAUUAAGUUGGUUUCUUUGUCUAGUUUAUCUUUUCCCGUUUCCGAGGUUAUUAGUUACCGGCUCUGUCCCAAAACAGGAUAUUCAUUUUGGGACGGAAGGAGUAUAAUUUAUGUAACAUCAAUUGUGGGAUAUGGUUGAUUAGGAAGGGGUAUUUCAAGAUGCAGAACGGAUGUCCCAACUACACAUACUGUUGAAAAGAAAGUAAGUUCACUUAAUACAAUUUUCUCUUCUUUAUUAAGGCCCAGUUGUGCAGUAUUUAAACUGAGGGGUUGUGGGCAGAUUGCCAGAAUAUUGGAAAGACAGGCGAGAGAAGGAACGCCAAGCUCGGGUCAAAGAAGCCAAAGAGUACUGGGAGCUACAAUGUCGUGCAUUUGUUGGAAUCAAAUGAGCUCUAAAUUUAUCUAUUUGCCUAUCAUCAGCUUAGAUAAUUUGACAAUGUGUUUGGAAUUUUGAAGCCAUUACUGGAAAGAGAACAUAGGGGCGCUGUGUAAAUAUUGUAACGAAUUUUGUGCAUGUUUGCUGCAAUGCUAUAGUUUGGACUCAAUAAUCAGACUUUCAGUACAUUUGUAAAUUGAAACAGUUUCAACAAUGGUGAAGAACGACGCCCAAUCAGUGUGUGUGUUUAGAUGCUUUAAAUUGCCCUACCACAUUUUUAUGGAAC